UCAUGGAAGCCAACAACUCAAGCAAUCAUGGGAGCCACCUCGUUUUCAUUCACAACGGCAGCAGCCAUUCUCCACCUCGCCCUCCUCCUUGCAGCAGCUCGACGGCACGGCGCGACGGACUACACCGUCGGCGACUCCGCCGGGUGGGCCAUCGGCCCCAACUACCUCAUCUGGUCGCAGAAGUACAACUUCACCGCCGGCGACACCCUCGUGUUCAACUACGUGAAGGAGCAGCACAACGUGUACCAGGUGACGCAGGACGAGUUCCGGACGUGCGAGCCGCCGGCGAACCAGUCGACGCGCGUGUGGGCGACGGGCCACGACCUCGUCAACCUCACCGUGCCGGGGGACUACUACUUCCUCUGCAACGUCGCCGGCCACUGCCUCGGGGGCAUGAAGUUCUCUAUCGCCGUGGCCGCGCCACCCCCUCCGCCCCCGCCGCCGCCGCCCCCGCCGGCCCUGACGCCACCGCCACCGCCGCCGCCGAGCUCGGGCUGCGUGCCGUUGAUUUCACGGCGGCGCGCGUGGGCGGAGGUGGGGCGGAUUCCAUUCCUCGCGGCGAUCGGCCUGCUCGUUCUCACUUGAUUGUCGUCGUCGUUGGUAGGUACGGUGGUUACCAAUACUACUUUUUUUUUUGUGAUGGUUGACCUGGACGUUUUCUUGGAAUUGAUGGUUGGGAUGAACUAUUGCUAUGCAAGUAAUGGCGUGCGCAUGCAUGUCUACGUUUGAUUGAUAGUGUUGACUUUGUACUCAAAAUGUUAUUAUCGGUACGUGUGUUUGGGUCCUUUUGGUAGGGAUCUCAAGUGCUCAAGCAAGAAGAGAUAAAAGGGGCUCAUACCACUAGUACAAAAUGUUUAUUGGUUGAUUUUUUACUGACGGUUCUAAAAAAA
This is a messenger RNA of Zea mays, 890 nucleotides long. RefSeq names its product mavicyanin. The transcript has 2 exons. Gene Ontology annotation, molecular function: electron transfer activity. The record is from RefSeq and is a predicted model, not a curated record. Lineage: Eukaryota; Viridiplantae; Streptophyta; Magnoliopsida; Poales; Poaceae. Gene Ontology annotation, cellular component: plasma membrane. Bases 28 to 585 code for a protein of 185 amino acids.